Ascochyta rabiei is the source of this 2454-nucleotide messenger RNA. RefSeq lists its product as uncharacterized. Gene Ontology annotation, cellular component: nucleus. NCBI's taxonomy places the organism in Eukaryota, Fungi, Ascomycota, Dothideomycetes, Pleosporales, Didymellaceae. The record is from RefSeq and is a predicted model, not a curated record. The coding region runs from base 1 to 2454 and encodes 817 amino acids. Gene Ontology annotation, biological process: DNA-templated transcription; regulation of DNA-templated transcription. The transcript is spliced from 2 exons. Gene Ontology annotation, molecular function: DNA-binding transcription factor activity, RNA polymerase II-specific; DNA binding; zinc ion binding.
AUGGAGCUCCCAGCCCUUGCGCCUUCCCCACAGCCCUCUGUGCGCGACACGCUCAAGACGAGCAGCGGGCUGGAGGAUGACCCGGCCAGGGCUAAGCGGGCCCACCAGGCCUGUCUGAACUGUCGCAAGCGGAAGAGCCGCUGUCUGCUCGAAGAGCAGGGCACCAUCCCGUGCCUGCGGUGUAAGCGCGACGGCCUCGACUGCGUGCUGGGCGGAAGCAACCGUGGCGGACGAAGGGUGCGCAGGAAGCGCGUCGACGAGACUCGGCCAGGACUGCCCUCAUUGACGGCGGCGGCGCCUGACGACGGCAGCUUUCAUGCGCUGGGGAACCUGGGCACCUGGUCGCACGAUGCGCAUGACACGGGCGCGCAGCAGCAGCAGCAGCAGCAGCAGCAGCAUUCACAACAGCAGCAGCAUUCACAACAGCAGCAACAGCAAAACCAGCACCAGCACCAACACCAACACCAACACCAAAACCAGCAUCAACAUCAGCAUCAACACCAACAGUACGGCGACAACGUCCAGGCCACGAGCUCCAACUCGUCCAACACGGACGAGCUGCCGUUCAACAACCUCCAGAACCCCUCGGACGCGCUGGGCAUCCUGGCGCGCGUCGCCGGCGAGUCCAGCUCCCACGACGAACACAGCCAUGCUCACCAUCCCGGCGCAGAGGCGGGCGUAGGGCGGGCAGCAGCAGCGCCAGGCGAGCUGUCGUCGAUGAAUGCGCCGCCGCCGCCGCUGUCCUUCUCCUACCCGCUGCUCGACCGAGGCAUCCUCACGGUGCACGCCCUGUGCCAGCUCCUGCUGCGCUACCAGGCCAACUACCACCCCUUCUACCCGCUGGCCCCCGCCCACGCCUUCGACACCACCCGCCUCUCGGACACGGUCCGCAAGGAGCCGCACUUGCUCACCGCCCUGCUGCUGAUCGCCUCCAAGGACCUCGUCAACGAGCCGCACAUCUACGAGGCAUGCACCGAGCACAUGAAGGGCCUUGUCGCCAAUCUCGCCGCGGGAGGCGACGCCGGCAUCGAGGCCGUCGAGGCGCUCCUGCUGCUUGCCGAGUGGGCCCCCUACACCCAGCGUGGCUCUGCCAAAGUAGGCAAGGGCGAGGAGGACAAGGAGUCGUGGAUGCACGUCGGCAUCGCCCUGCGCAUCGCCUACUUCCUCGCCCUCGACAAGUACUCGUUCCGCUUCGUCGACCAGGCCAAGGACCCCCACCACAACCGCAAACGCCUCAUCUGGACCGCCGCCUACGUCUCCGACCGACACAUCAGCAUCCGCAUAGGCAAGGCCUUCUGGUCGCGCGGCCCUGGCCCCCUCACCACCCUCCGCCGCGAAGACUACCCGAGCCUGAUACCCAAGAACCCCAAUGAAGAGGACUACGCUUCCAUAUUCCAGGCCAACCUGGAACUCACCCAGCUCUUCUCCAACGUACACGACACGCUGUACUCGAACCCCGGCACCUCCUUCCGCAGCAACAUGUCAGGGAGCUACAUCAAGUUCAUUGACGACUUCCGCUCUGCAAUCUACGGCUGGAAGAGCGUCUGGGGCACGCUGACAUGCUCGCCGCCCCUCAAGGCAUGUUUGUUGAUGAGCUACGACUACCUGCGUUUGUACACGAAUGCUUUCGCCUUUCAAGCCACCGUCCUCCGUGCCCUUCCUUCCGCCCAAUCCUCGUCUGAUUUGCACCAUCACCCGUCGUCAGCUGGCGGCUUAGGAGCCGGCCAGGCACCGCAACGCGUCUUUGUAAACAACGUUGGCGCUGUCGGCGACGCCCGCUUCAUCUACGAAGGCCUCGACGCAGCCAAAGCCAUCCUCACCACUGUGAACAACUUCGUCUCCCCCGAGACGUCCCUCCGCUUCAUGCCGCUCCGCUACUUCCUCUACCUGGUGCACGCGGGCGUGUUCCUCUACCGGGCCCGCUGCACCGGCGUCAUCAGCGGCGACGAAGACCGCGCCAUCCGCGCCAUGAUCAACGAAACCAUCUCACGCCUCCAACGCAGCGCCGUGGGCGUCGAGACAGGCAUCCAGCACCCAGGCUCGCGCUACUCGCAACUCCUCAAACUCCUCUGGGCCAAAGUCCCCCGCAAAGACAAGAGCAGCAGAAGCGCCUUCCGCCACCCAGGCACGUCCGUCGCCUCCAACCCCCUCGACGCAAAUGGCUUUCCCCUCCUGCCUGCCUCCGCCACCACCGCGCAGAGCCCGCGCACCAGCAGCGUCGGCACCGGCGAGAGUCCCGCCCUCACAGAGCAGAUGGGCGACUUUGGCUGGACGGAUCUCGGCGCCGUCAGCGACUUUGCCAUCCACGGCAAUGCCGCCAACGGCGCUCCCCAGGACGACUCGGCCCUGUGGAACGGCUUCCUCCCGCUGGACAUGGGCUGGAGCGCCAACGGAUUCAGCUUGGACGGCGUCGGCUGGGACGGGACAGCUAAUGAUCUGGGUAUGCUUUUUUAG